AAUGGCAAUCAGCAUAAGUGUACAAUGGACAAAGUCAAAAUCCCUUGUGUAAUACAUGAGAUAGAGCGUGAACAAAGGUGUCUAUUUCAUGUUCCUUUCAUGCUAUAAUUGCUUUUGUUCUCCAUAUCAUAUGAAGAGAAUAAACAGUUGUAUGAGGGGCCAAAAUGUAGGAUUGGUUAAGAUGAUAUAUACAACUCUAGUCCCUUAACUAGAGGUCUCAGGUUCAAUCGGGUCGAGUUGAGUCGAAUUAGCCAGUUUCCUGGUAAACAGUUGAUAUGAUUUGUUGUUUGUUAUAGGGAGAAAAAUUAACAGUUGUAUGAGUGGUCCUACUCAUAUAUAUCAACAAACAAGGCCUUAUCCAUCAUCCUCUCUUCAUUCCUUAGCUUCAACUGAUUCAAGAAAAUCUCACAUCCAAAUCAAGAGGGCCAACAUAGAAAAAAAAAAUCAACUUGAUAUUUUUUAUGAUAUAUACUUUUUGUAAUGCAGCAUAACAUGCUUAUGACAGCUACAAAAGCAAAAGAUUGUACUACUUCUACAUUACUUGAGCUUUUCACUGAGAUGAAGAAUCAAACCAACACAGAUUCCAUCAAUUUUCCACCACCAAGAUCUCCAUCAUCCCAAUUCUCCUCUGAAUGCUGGUUUGAUGAUGCAUGCAUCCUUGACAUGGACUACUUUGUCAAGACCCUUUCCGGAAUCAAAGCGAAAGGCGUCCGGGCCGACUUGAUUGGUUCCAUAAUCACACAUUACGCCUCCAAAUGGCUACCUGACCUCUCUGCAGGUGACUUGGCCGAAAAAGGCCUUACGCAAUUCGAGGAAUCACCAGAGAGCGUCACAGCUUCUUGGAUGAAGAAGAGGUUCUUUGUGGAAACAUUGGUGGGAGUUCUGCCUCCUGAGAAGGAUGCAAUCCCCUGCAACUUCCUCCUUCGCCUUCUCCGAACGGCGAACAUGGUUGGUGUUGAGGCUAGUUAUAGACACGAGCUUGAGAGGCGGAUUUCAUGGCAGCUUGACCAAGCUUCAUUGAGAGAGCUUGUGAUUCCAUCAUUCAGCCACACUUGUGGAACUCUUUUGGAUGUUGAGCUUGUUAUUAGGCUUGUUAAGAGGUUUGUGGGUUUGGAUAGUGAGGGAGCCAAGAGUGGUGCUGCUCUUGUUAAGGUGGCCAAGUUGGUUGACUGCUACCUCGCCGAGGCUGCUGUCGAUGCGAAUUUGAGCUUGUCCGAGUUUGUCACUCUUGCAGGAGCUCUUCCAAGCCAUGCUAGAGCAACAGAUGAUGGAUUGUACAGAGCCAUUGACACUUAUCUAAAAGCACAUCCAAGUGUGUCCAAGGAAGAUAGGAAGGGUUUGUGUAGGCUUAUUGAUAGCCGGAAACUCACGCCGGAGGCGUCGCUUCACGCAGCUCAAAAUGAAAGGUUCCCUGUGAGAGCUGUGAUUCAGGUGCUCCUGUCCGAGCAAACUAAAUUGAACCGGAAUCUAGAUUGGAGUGGCUCCUUGAUCAGCAGCACUAGGAGCCCGAAUGGCGUGCUAGACGCAUGUCUUUCGAAGCGCGAGAUGAAUGCUCAACACAUGGAGAUAAGGAAGCUCAAGGAAGAGCUGUAUAGGGUGCAAAGCCAGUGCAAUGCAAUGCAGGUACAAAUGGAGAGGAUGGUUGAAAAGAAGAAAGGGUUCUUCAAGUGGAUGAGAUUUGGAGUGAUGCCUAAUGCAUUUGGAAGCAAAGGGUUUGGAGGAGUGGAGAAAAUUGAUGAAGUUGUUGAAGGAGAAGUUGGAUUUGGAAGACAAACACCAAUGGACAUGAAAACCAAGUUGGUCAAAGGUAGGACUCCUCACAAGUGGAGGAAAUCCUUGUCUUGAGACAACACUUUCCAUGGUUUGUGGAAGAAAUUCUUAGAUGGUUAUGGAUUAAGAAUUUUUUUUAGAAAAAAUAUAUAAUAUAGAAUGAAUGAUUUAGAAUAAAGGAUAUUAUGUUCUAAUAUAGUAUGUAAGAAUUUCUUUUGUUUAGUUGUAUUAUUAAGCAAGUUAUAAUGUUGUGUAAGUUAAUAAUGCAAUGGCAAAUGUGUAAUUAGGUUUAUUGUUAUUAGGGUUGUGAGACAUAAAUGUAACAUAAGAUAUUGUUGUAUUUUGAAUAAACUCGAUAAAUUUGUGUGAAUACUAUGAUU
This is a messenger RNA of Arachis ipaensis, 2150 nucleotides long. Its product is annotated as Phototropic-responsive NPH3 family protein. Lineage: Eukaryota; Viridiplantae; Streptophyta; Magnoliopsida; Fabales; Fabaceae. The record is from RefSeq and is a predicted model, not a curated record.